Naegleria gruberi is the source of this 2505-nucleotide messenger RNA. RefSeq lists its product as uncharacterized. The record is from RefSeq and is a predicted model, not a curated record. NCBI's taxonomy places the organism in Eukaryota, Heterolobosea, Eutetramitea, Acrasida, Naegleriidae. The transcript has 3 exons. Gene Ontology annotation, biological process: protein phosphorylation. Gene Ontology annotation, molecular function: ATP binding; protein binding; protein kinase activity. The coding region runs from base 1 to 2505 and encodes 834 amino acids.
AUGAAACUCUCCAGUUCGAGCAAUGAUGAUGGUGGAAAACAACAAGAUGAUUUAGCAGGAGGAGGUGCUGAUGAAAAACCCUCCUCACCACUACUAACAACAACAACCACUACGACAACGAGUCCAUUGUCAUCUUCGUCCUUUAUGGUUGCUUCGAUGGGCAUGGCGAUGGGAUCGGGUGGAUCUGGACAAGCUUCUCUUCCGGGUAGCAAUAAUAAUUAUAAUAAUAAUAUUAAUAAUAUUAAUAAUAAUUCGAGUGGUAUGAAUACGAGUAGUAAUACUAGUAAUUGUGCUAACAAUAAUUAUCAACAAGGUAACAAUGGAAAGAUUAGCUUGCUUUUAAAGAUGGUUCGGGAGGGAAAUUAUGAAAUGGUUGAAGCCAUGAUCAAUAACAGAGAAGCCGGAAUAAAUGAUUGUGAUACUAGUGGAUGCACUGCUCUUGGUGUAGCUGUAGAUUCUGUAAAUAUGAAAAUGUUGAAAUUCCUCAUUAGAAGAGGAGGCAAUACUAAUGGAAUAAUUUAUGGAAGAAGUAUUUUACAAUAUUGUAUGGAAAGAAAUCUUAUUCCAUUUGCUUCCUAUCUCAUUAGAAUGGGUGCCAAGCCAAAAACAGUUACCAUUCCAACAAAUCCAAGCAUGGACAUUAUUGUUAAUCAAGUAAUUGCUACUCAAGUUGAAAAAUUUAUUAAUGCUCUCCGUAUAAGGAAUUUUGAAAGAGCUAAUUAUCUUAUUACUAAGAAUCUUAAACAUAACAUUCUCAUUGUGGAUUGUUUGAAUCAAGAACGUGAAACACCACUCUAUGUAUUAUCUAAACAUAACAAUCCAGAGGCAGUUGAAUGGUUGAUAAAACAUGGAGCUCAAGUUGAUUUGAAAGUUAUGGAUCGCAACAUGAAUUCUCUUCAAGUUGCUAUUCAAUGCAAACACUGGAAUGUUGUCAAGACAUUAAUCAAAAAUGGAGCAAAUAUGUAUAUAAGAGAUGAAUUUGGAUUGACCUGCGAAGAAAGAGUCAAACAUAACGGAAUUGAUUUGAAUGCACUUGUAUAUGGGAAUGUGCCUCAACCUCAAAUUGUUUCACCUCCUUCAUACCAAGGCAAUUUGAUUAUUAACCAACCAACUCUUAAUCAACCUCCUCCUUCUUACACAUUCCAACAAGCUCAAUCUAUCUAUCAACCAAUACUCUCAAAUGCGCAACCUCAAACCUAUCAACCUAUUCAACCACCACCACCAAACUAUUUCCUUCAAACACAACCAUUUGGGCAAUCAACUGCUCCACCACUCUAUAAUAGCGUGUCUAGUACUUUACCUCCUCAAUAUCCUCCAUCAAUCAAUAAUAGACCGCAUUCUCCAUCAGUUCCUAGAGUAACUGAAUCAACCUUUACUCCUUCUCCAACUGUGAUUUCUACUCCAGUUGAUGUUCUAGAUUGCAUUCCACAACCUUCCCAAGUUUCACCAGUUUCUUCUGAAACAUCUCCUCCUGAAGACUCUCCAAUUCCAGUUCCUAACUUUGAUGCAGGCUCACCACCAAUUACAUCUUCUGAUUCUAUGGCGGUUCAUUAUGUUGGUGAUGAGAAUAGAGAACAUGACUUUGAUCCAGAAGAACCAAAAUCUUUGGAAAUGAUUUUGAAGGAAAGAUAUAGAAAGAUGCAACUUUUAGGCAAGGGAACUAACGGAUAUGUAUACAAGGCAAAGAAAUUUAAUAGAGGAAAAGAUGAUCCUCCAGUAAUUGCUGUAAAAUUGGUAGAUUUCUUUAGUACCGAAGCUCUCAACAAGUCUCUCAAAUCUGCCAUGAAUUUAAUCAAAUUAAGACAAGACCAUAUUAUUGGUGUUAGAGAUGUUGCUGUUUUGAAAUGCAAAAUUCCAGAGAAUAACCAAAACUCAAACGAUCUUACAAACAAGAGUACGCUCUGUGUGGAAAUGGAUUACUACGACAAGGGAAGUCUUGAGAGCCUUAUCAAACAAAAAGUUGUUUUGAAAGAAGCAGUCAUUAAGAAGUUUAUUUCUCAAAUCAUUGGUACCCUCCAAUACAUGAACAAACACAAGAUUGUUCACAGAAACAUCAAACCACAUAAUAUUUUACUGAGAGAAUGGGAUCCUUCUGAAAAUAUUGACACUGUUUUAAUUGGAUUCCGUUUAUCCAAAUCAGUCAGUGAUUCUGCAAGUGAUAUUCAACAAGCUGGUUCUCUUCAAUUCAUUCCACCAGAACUUUUGGACAUUUCUGAAGAAUUGGAAGAAAAUACUGCCAUGUUUGCUUCUGCUGACAUUUUUGCUUUGGGUGUAACGUGUUACCAACUCCUUACUUUUGAUACUGUCACCAUGAUUAAUGGUCUCAUUAUGAAGUAUGGUAAUGAAGAAAAGGUAAUGAAUCAUCUCAGAUCAAGCAUUAUCAAGAAUCAACACUAUCCAUACUCUACAGGACUCGUUGAAUUGGUAAUUUCAAUGCUCAGAUUAAACACUGCUGACAGAAUCACACUUGAUGAAAUUUUGGAUCGUCUCUCCACUCUUCAAUAA